AUGGUCUCCUCAUUGAAAUGUCUUCAGCUCAAUUUAAAGCUGCUUAAAAAAUUUGAAAAUUUUAUGAUUAAAAAAACAUCUUCUAAAAAUCCUUCAGGGCUUAUCCGGAAAAAACAUGUCAAGGUGAAGACAGCUCGAGGACGCAAAGUUUCAUCUCAACGCUGGUUACAAAGGCAACUCAAUGAUCCUUAUGUCUUGCAAGCGCAAUCUCUUGGAUAUCGCUCCAGAGCUGCUUUUAAGCUGAUAGAAGUUAAUGAAAAAUACAAUAUCAUUCAUCCAGGAGAUCGGGUAAUUGACUUAGGAGCCGCUCCUGGUAGCUGGUGCCAAAUUGCCUUAGACUUAGUCGGCCCAAAAGGACAAGUUUUUGCCUUAGACUUAAAAGAAAUCGACCCUCUACCGGGAGUAGAAUUUAUUCAAGGCGAUUUCUUAGAAAGCGCCAUACAAAGUGAGCUUGAAGAAAAACUUACUGGAUCAGCAAACGUUAUUUUAUCAGACAUGGCCGCUUCCUCUACAGGGCAUGCACAAACAGACCAUUGGCGCAUUAUGGCCCUUGCAAAAAACGCUUUUGAAUUUGCAAAAGAUAUUUUAGCACCAGGGGGCCAUUUUUGUGCCAAGGUCCUCAUGGGAGGAACUGAAAAAGAUCUUCUUCAAUCCCUUCGAAAACACUUUGAAAAAGUCGCCCAUUUCAAACCAAAAUCCAGUCGCAAAGACUCGUCUGAAAUGUAUGUGAUUGGCCUUAGGUUUAAAACUGAUGACACCUAA
Molecule: messenger RNA, 762 nt
Organism: Stylophora pistillata
Lineage: Eukaryota; Metazoa; Cnidaria; Anthozoa; Scleractinia; Pocilloporidae
Product: ribosomal RNA large subunit methyltransferase E-like
Source: RefSeq, a predicted model, not a curated record